This is a messenger RNA of Pistacia vera, 732 nucleotides long. RefSeq names its product deacetoxyvindoline 4-hydroxylase-like. Lineage: Eukaryota; Viridiplantae; Streptophyta; Magnoliopsida; Sapindales; Anacardiaceae. The coding region runs from base 1 to 732 and encodes 243 amino acids. The transcript is spliced from 5 exons. The record is from RefSeq and is a predicted model, not a curated record.
AUGGAAGUCAUUUCUCACGCUGAAAAAACUGUUGUCAAUGAUGGCUUAGAAUAUGAUCAUGUCAAAGAAAUGGAUGACUUCAAUGAAACAAAAGCUGGAGUGAAAGGCCUUGUUGACUCUGGAGUGGUCAAGCUGCCAAGAAUCUUCAUCCAUCCGCCGGACGACGUGCCAAAGUCAUCAUCCAAAGCUCAUGUUCCAGUGAUGAUAAAUCAUGGAGUUCCAGAUGAAGUUAUGGAUAUGCUGUUAGCCUGGAACUGGAGGGACACCUUAUUAUGUGUGUAUUUUGAUGAACAAUUGGACACAGAAGCCUUGCCUAUUGUUUGCAGAGAGCCAAUCGGUGAGUUCAUGAAGUUCAUGUUUCAACUAAAGAAGACAUUAUAUGAGUUACUAUCUGAGGCUCUAGGUAUAAGCAGUGAGUAUCUAGAAAGCAUUGAGUGCAUGAAAACUGCGUCUCUUUGGUGUAACUAUUACCCCAUAUGCCCUGAGCCAAACUUAACUCUAGGAGUCGCCAACCAUUCAGAUCCUUCCUUUUUAACCAUACUUUUGCAGGACAAUAUUGGUGGCCUUCAAACUUUUCAUGAUAACCACUGGGUUGAUGUGCCCCAUUUGCAGGGAUCUCUGCUAGCAAACGUAGGAGACAUUUUGCAGCUGAUCAGCAAUGAUAAAUUCAAAAGUGUGAUGCAUAGAGUGGUGGCCGGAUCCAGCUUCAUGUUUCUUCCUUCCAGUUACUAG